AAACUGAAUUCUUACCAUGAAGAUUACAAGAUAUAAGAAAGUUCAAAAAUAUUUAAAGUUUUAUUACAAUAACUAUGGAUUCCAUCAACCAUACCAAGUUUUAAUCGAUGGCACCUUCUGUUUUUCAGCUUUCAAAGAACAUAUUAAUGUGAGAGACCAGAUAACUAAGUACUUGAAUGGUAAAGCAAAAUUAUUAACCACUCGAUGCAUUAUCAUAGAAACAGAAAAGAUUGCCAAGAAGACUCAUGGAGCUUUAACAAUAUUGAAACAAUUUGGUAUUCACGAAUGUAAUCACAAGGAUCCUGUAUCAGGAUCUCAGUGUAUAUUGUCAAUGGUGGGCAAGAAAAAUGAAAAUCACUACAUAUUAGCAACUCAAGAUAGAGAUUUACAAGAAAAACUUAGACUUAAACCAGGUAUACCACUUUUGUAUCUACAUAACAAGUCUCCAACGCUGGAAAAGCCAUCCAAAGCCAGCUACAAUAAAGCUGGUCUCUCUAUGGAGUCAAAUAAAUACAUGUUCAUAAGUGAAACACAAAAUGAAGCUUUAAAAAACAUAAAAAAAGCUAUGGGAGUGGAAGAAAAAUUAGAGGAACAAAAAAUAAUAGUCAAAAGGAAGAAACCUAAAAAUCCUAAUCCCUUAUCAUGUAAAAAGAAGAAAAAGAAAUCAAACAGUGGCCAAAAUACUAAAAACAAAGCAGUUCUUGAUGGCAAAGUAAAGAAAAGAAAGAAAAAUAAAAUAAUUAAAAUAGUAGAAGCUUCAACAUAA
This is a messenger RNA of Aricia agestis (brown argus), 766 nucleotides long. RefSeq names its product rRNA-processing protein UTP23 homolog. The record is from RefSeq and is a predicted model, not a curated record. Gene Ontology annotation, cellular component: small-subunit processome; nucleolus. NCBI's taxonomy places the organism in Eukaryota, Metazoa, Arthropoda, Insecta, Lepidoptera, Lycaenidae. Gene Ontology annotation, molecular function: small ribosomal subunit rRNA binding. The transcript has 2 exons. The coding region runs from base 17 to 766 and encodes 249 amino acids.